GCCUGCGGAGGCGGAGCUCCGGCUGCGGGCCGCGCCUCCCGCUGUGGCGGCGCAGCCGCAGCGCGACGGGCACGACCGCACCACGGCGCCUCCAUGCGGCCACUGUGGACGUCAGGCGCACCCUCUCCGAGAUCAGGGCUGGCGUGCUCAGCCUCCCUGCGAUGCCAUGGCAACUGCCGCGGCCGACGCGGCGGUGGCCUCCCCCAAAGGUUCACUGAGCGAGUUCACAGAGGCAGGGUUCUACACGCUUGGUGGCGCCGAGAAUGAGAGCCACGUCGGCAGCUCGGCCCCCCCCCCAGGGCCUGGCUCACCGGGGGUUGCCGAGUCGGAGAAGAAAGUCGGUGUGACCAUGAUCCCCGAGGUCCCCCUUCCCCCGUGCUGGCCAACGCAUGCAGAGGCAUCGUGGCGACGGGCACCGACGACAGGCUGGGGGACCCCUGUGACGCUGCACACGCUGAAGUACUAGCACGACAGGCGAAGCCGAGGACACCGAGGAGAGCGUGCCCCCAAGGCGAGCGUAGACAACGACGGGAUGGGGGCACUGAAUACCCCGCCCGCGCGCGCGCGCUGAACAACAGCGGCAACGCGGGCGAAGCGGUGCCGCCCUGGAGGUGGCAGCUGCUCGUGGGGUCGUUUGUCGAAACAAAAAAAACCCCUUGAUCGAAGGAGGACAAGCUGCAU
Molecule: messenger RNA, 681 nt
Organism: Prorocentrum cordatum
Lineage: Eukaryota; Dinophyceae; Prorocentrales; Prorocentraceae
Source: the annotation of a GenBank genome assembly